Messenger RNA from Perca fluviatilis (European perch), 1559 nucleotides. RefSeq lists its product as uncharacterized. Lineage: Eukaryota; Metazoa; Chordata; Actinopteri; Perciformes; Percidae. The transcript is spliced from 9 exons. The record is from RefSeq and is a predicted model, not a curated record. Bases 151 to 858 code for a protein of 235 amino acids.
GCAUGGUAAAUUAUCAGGUAGUGUGUUCACAGAUGAGAUGGCACCAAAGCUUUUUUGUGUCUAAAUACUUUUUGUUGACAGGAAAUACUUCAAUUCAAAGGUAUCAGCUCUUCCUUUCAGGAACCGAAAGCUCUCUGAUUUAUUGCAGUUAUGAGAUGUCAAGCGGUUUUGCACCUUGCUGUUGCAAUUGUCGUCCUCAUAACCUGGCUAAUCGCCAUCAAUUCAUUCGAUGUACAGGAGAAAGCAAGACAUAUUCUUGGGGUUAAUGUCAUUGAUCAAAUCACACUGAAAUUCAAAGCAGUUUCAGCUACAACAACACCCAAGCCAAAAUGCAGCCUCUCCAGAGUCUGUCCACCUGACCAUUUUGCUUUACGCAUCAACAGCGGAGCAGCUAACGUUGUUGGACCAAAGAUCUGUUUUGAUGGCAAAAUCAUUAUGAGCCAUGUGUUGAAUAAUGUGGGACCGGGACUGAACAUUGCGGUGCUAAAUGGUGAAAAUGGAAUACUGGAAAAAUGUGGCUACCUUAAUUUGAAACUUGGAAACCCAGAAGACAUCCUGGCAUACCUGAAGGAGAUAAAACCUGGAAUGAUUGUCUUAGUGGCCUCGUUUGAUGAUGUGGCAACAAAAAUGACAAAAGAAAUGACGGAGGUGUUCGUCGGAAUGGGAAGCACUUUGAUCAAGUCUGUAAAACACAGAGAUAGCUGGGUGUUUGCUGGAAGAGCAGGGACAGAAAACAGAAGCCUCUUUGAGAAGCAUGCUGUUAAUGAUGAGAAAACCAACAUUUAUGAAAGAUGGCCGGAGAUGGUGGAGGUGGGCGGCUGUUUACCAAGGACCCAAACUGAUGGACAUAAACCUUAAAGGAUGUUUGUGAUGAAGAGGAGAAUAUGACUUAUUUAAGACAUCUCUGGAAAAAUUAUGACACUCCCAAUAGUUUUACACUAUUUUCUGAAACUGGACUUAAUAUUUAUCUAAAAUGAUAAGUCUAUGUUACUCUACUUUGUAGUUUUACUAUUGCUGUCUGUUCAUCCUGGAAGAUGGCUCCUUCCUCUGUUGCUCUUCCUGAAAUUUCCUUGAGUUUUUCUAUAUCCCAAAUCAAGGGUCUAAGGAUUUUGUACAGAAUGUAAAGACGUCUGAGGCAAGUUUGUCAUUUGUGAUUCUGGGCUAUAUAAAUAAAACCCACUGGACUGGGCUACUACUGUUAAUAGUAGCCUAAUAGAAAAUGUACACUUUGACACAUUGACUUAGAUUACCUAUUGUUGCUGAACUAUGGAAUAUGUCAACGGUUUUGUCCCUGUGGGAUAAAACCAACAAUAUUCUGCUUCCAGGUGGGUGGAGGAUCAUUUAUCAUUUAAUUAUCAUUGAAGACCAGAUGCUCAAGUUUUUGCUAUCUGCCCAUUUUUUAUCUCAUAUUUCUCACUUUUUUCUUUACUUUCCAUUUGUAGCACAUUUGUUGGAUACUAUUCCAUUUCAGUACCAGAAGUACUCAGAACCUUUACUAUAGUAAAAGUACAGAUAAAACCGUGUAAAAACACUCAGUUAUAAGUAUUACUCCUGCAUUC